AUGAUCGAUAUUACUCCCAGUGUCUUAGAGUACAAACCUCCUUUCACCUCACAAUCGACUGAAUAUGUCACUGUGACGAAUAAUUCGGACCAGACGGUCGCUUUCAAAGUAAAAACCACGGCUCCUAAAUUCUAUUGUGUGAGACCAAACGCCGCGAUUGUUGCUCCAGGUGAGCAGGUGCAGGUGCAGGUCAUUCUGUUAGGCCUGGCCGAAGAACCCACGUCUGAUUUUAAGUGUCGUGACAAGUUUUUGGUGAUAACGCUUCCAGCCCCUUAUGACCUGGGAACUUCUUCUGUGACGGAAGCGUGGGCGCAACUCGAAGCAGAAUUCAAGCAGCAGGCUAUCUCCAAGAAGAUUAAAGUUAAGUAUCUCAUUGGUGAAGAGGCCCAAGGUGAAGACGCGGGCAAGCCCGCAACGACCACGUCUUCUGCUGCGGCUCCGAUGCCUGCAGUGGCACCCGCAGCAGCUCCAGCGUCGAAGUCUGUCGCAGACGAAACCAAACCAGUAGCAGUUCCCGAGCCACAAGCCAAGAAGGCUUCCGUGCCAGACCAAGUGAUCACGGAAUCCGUGAACUCACCUGUUACUCAAAAGGAGCCCGUGGAACAACAGAAAUUGGCGGAGAAACAAGACGCUUCUCUCAACCCAUCUGUCAUACUUUUCGUUGCUUUGAUUGCGCUGGUUUUGGGCUGGUUGUACUACUAA
Molecule: messenger RNA, 702 nt
Organism: Lachancea mirantina
Lineage: Eukaryota; Fungi; Ascomycota; Saccharomycetes; Saccharomycetales; Saccharomycetaceae
Source: the annotation of a GenBank genome assembly